Messenger RNA from Gadus chalcogrammus (walleye pollock), 3321 nucleotides. RefSeq names its product syntaxin binding protein 6 (amisyn) (gene stxbp6). Gene Ontology annotation, biological process: Golgi to plasma membrane transport; regulation of SNARE complex assembly; exocytosis. Gene Ontology annotation, molecular function: phosphatidylinositol-4,5-bisphosphate binding. The transcript is spliced from 7 exons. Bases 277 to 999 code for a protein of 240 amino acids. Lineage: Eukaryota; Metazoa; Chordata; Actinopteri; Gadiformes; Gadidae. The record is from RefSeq and is a predicted model, not a curated record. Gene Ontology annotation, cellular component: plasma membrane; exocyst.
ACUGCUUUUCCUCCGAGACAGCGAUCGUGGUGCGAGAGCCCCUCAGCAGAAGGAUCAAGUACAACAAACUCCCGCUGGUCAGAUACAAACGGCCGUUCAGGAACCGAAACCAGUCGCGAUGUUAAUUGCGAAGUCACUCUGUUUGAAAAGAUAACAGACCGGACAGCAGCUGUUUGAAAAAAGUUGGCUCACUGGCUGCUUGGAGACUGCCAAACGCAUAAACCACACGUGGAUCAAGUCGCUGAAACGGAGACCUGCUCCUGGCUGCCCUGAGAGAUGAGUUCCAAGUCCACUAUCAACAAGGAGGUGUUUACGCCCAACGAUGAGAAGAUGCUUGCAGCUGUGCAAGUGAAGCGGCGCACCAAGAAGAAAAUCCCCUUCUUGGCCACUGGUGGCCAGGGAGACUACAUGACCUUCAUCUGCCUCUCAGUUACGAAUAGGAAGCCAUCCCAGUUGUCCAUUACCAAAGUCAAGCAGUUUGUGGGCUCCUCUGCCUUCACCAAGAGGUCAAUGUGGACCAUAGACCAGCUACAGCAAAUCAACGGCAUCGACCCCAACAGAGACUGUCCUGAGUUUGACUUGACGUUCGACAACGCCUUCGACCAGUGGGCCGCCAGCUCGGCAGGGGAGAAGUGCACCUUCGUCCAGAUCCUCCAUCACACCUGUCAGCGCUACACGCCCAACAAGAAACCCGAGUUCGUCAACUGUCAGGCCAAACUGAUGGGAGAGGACCAGGAUGUAGUUGUUCGUUGCAGGGUCUUUUUGAGCAAGAUGAGGAAAGAGUUGGUUGUCCAACAUGGGCAUCUACGCAGACAAGGUAACAGCAUACUGCACACAGCGGCUGACAGCGUGACCAGUGCGGUUCAGAAGGCCAGCCAGGCCCUGAAUGAGCGCGGCGAGCGUCUGGGCCGCGCCGAAGACAAGACCGCCGACAUGAUGAACAGCUCCGAGCAGUUCGCCGUCACGGCUCACAAACUUGCCAUGAAGCACAAGUGUUAGACCAGUGCCAAACCCAGCUCGCAGGAUGCUUGGAGAACAGCCGCUAGCCUGUCACCACAGAACGGAUGGAACUCAGAUUGUAUUGUUUUUAAUCUUCUUUUUAUAUAUAUAUAUUUGCGGAUUUGUUAACAGGUAACACAUAAUUAUUUAAUACCGGCACAUCUUGACGAGGAUGGACACAGCAAGCUGGCUGAGGCGAAACAGAGAGAAAGAAUAUAUAUAUAUAUAUAUAUAUAUAUAUAUAUAUAUAUAUAUUUCUUGCGAUUUCUUAAUUUAAAAAAGACGUGACAAGCCGAGACAACGAUGUUGCGACGAGCCGAAACAAAAGUUCUCUUUGUGUCUUCGUGUGGUGCGGCCGACCUACUCCUCACCAUCACAGGCCAUCAUUAGUGUCCUCCCUUUAUAAAUUACUCAUAUGAUUCCUCACACUGGUUGUUCAUGUCUUCUGCUGUUCAUUUUUAUUUUUGGGCAUACAUUACAUUAUGUUAAGAGCCCUCUUUGUUGUGGCUCUUUGACCAAUGUGUUUGCGUGUGCAAGUAUGUGCGUGAGUGUGUGUGUGUGUGUAAGAGGGAUCGAGAAGCAAGGCAUCUACUGGAGAUGACUCUAGUGUACAACUAGCCGGGCACAUUGAUGAACAGAAAACACAACAUCGCCUGCUUCAAACGUACGCUUGAGACGACGGAUGAAAUCCCUUGCAAACUAAACGCUGCUUUGACAGUUGAGUGGUGUCCGCUGUGGUUUUCCGAUGUACGGUUUUCAAAGGGCCCUAGUUGGCGGCCCUUACUUUAGUGUCUACACAUGUUUCAAGCACUUGAGUAUUAGCCAGAAACGCAAUGAACACUUUGUAUUCGGAUGCGCUUCUGUGAUUCAAGCAUGCAAGAACGGCGGAGAUUCAGUGCUCUUAUUUUACAAAUAAUACAGAAAAAUACAUUUGUUAAAGCCAUGUUGUACUCUUCAUCUGAAUAAGCUUUGGAAGGUCUUAUAAUUCACAGGUCAAAAGGGAGAAAAAAACCAUACAGUAGCAAUGUACACCAGCUUCAGCAUUGUAUAAAAGCAUAUACAUGUAAUUCCUGCACACUUCGUUCAGUGUUACUCGAGCAGAUUUGUCCUGUGAACUUGUGAUACUCCCUGGCUGUGUUUAAACUAUGAUCAUAAGCUUAUCUUGUAUCAUAUUUGUUUUAUUUUGUUGACAUGGCUGGGUUACUCGUGAAGAUAUGACUACGUAUAUGUAUAUACUGAGGAAAUUACUCACACAUUGACAGUGUCCCCAAUAACAGCAUCAAUGUGUACUAGUGAGUUUGAACCUCAUAACUGUGGCUUAGGGGCAACAUAUUUGACUUUUUGUAUUUAUGAUUGUUCUUAUGAAUGUUACACUCUCACGAUGCGCACUGGCAUUGUCCUCCUUGCUGAUCACUUGUUGACGAGUUCAAGGUGAAAAACAUCUACUGUGGACUCUUAGUCUGCUGUCUUAAUGAAUCUAUUUUUUGGCUUACUUACUGGUCUGCUCAUACUUCAACCUAACACUUUGGAUGUUUGUUGUUUUAAUAAAACAAAGAGGAGACAUUAAACUGGAUUGUGUUUAGUGUGACUUGCUUUGUUAAGUGAGAACUUGUACUAUUAGGAAUGGAAAUAUACCCAUCUCUAUAUGGCAUAAAAUAUGUCUGCAAUAUAAAUAUGCAUUGAUUUAUGCAUAUGUUUUGUUUUCACAUUGACGCCUAAUAUUACAUCAUAAAAUAGGGCCAUUACUUUCUCUCCCAAUGCAGAAUGACGUUUUUCAAGACUGAUGUCUUUAUUGGGAAAUGAGAAUGAAAUUGGAUUUUCAAAUUGACUACAUCGUCUUUAUCCCCCUCCUAUAGACCCCAGCCCAGUGGAUUUAAUUGGGAACUAUUAUUAGGGAUCCCUGAUAAAUCGUUUAUAGAAACGCUGACCUUUUAUUCCAUUUAAGCGCGACAGUUCCAAUCUACACCACUAGUAGGUGUAAAAGCUUUAUAUAUUUAUUAGCCCUCGACUUCAAUUGAUUUGCUCGGUAGAACCUUUUUAUUGUGUUUAUUAAUUAGGAUAAGAAGUUUGUUGGAUAUGUCUUCAAUGAAUAUAGCCUACAAUAAGAUGCAAAAGAAAAUAUGGAAAAUGUGUCCUAAUUAUGUGUCCAAUUUAAAAUAUUCAUCAGAACAGCAAGUAUUUCAACCAUUAACAUGCAAACUUUUUUUGCAUCACUGAGAAAACCUCAAAUUUGACGCACUCACGAUGCUUCCGGAGGGAUUAUACGGUACGGUCUCACAUAAGAACGUCUACGGAGCGCGCGGUUAUCUUCACCUUGAGGAG